CAUGCAAGACGGUGUCAUUUUAUUGCCGAUAACCUAAAGAUAAACAGCGACACAUCUGUAAUCAUAACUAGGUAACUAUCAGCUUUUAGAGUCUAGUUAAUAUUAUUGAAGUGUUGUGCACAGUUUGAAAGGUUAUGUUGAACUCGGAGUGUUUUUAUAAAAUUUAUCGGAAUACAGUGGAUUGUGACAUUGUUGUAGAAAUAAAAAAGCAAGUGUUUCAAGUAAAAAUUAGGAGAAGAAGGGAAAAAACUUGAUGUUUGUUGAUAAAUCGGACUGUAGAUAAGACUUGACUUAAUCAUUUCAAACAAAAAUGAUUGGAUUAGUGUUGUUUGUGUUAUCUAAAAUUUAUGACCUAACAGUAAAUAAUGAUACUACCAGUGAAAAUCCCGUGCCUAAAAUUAAAAAGAAUCGAAAUCAGAAACAUUGUAAAAAAAAGUUCAGAGGGCCACCGCCACGGCUGGGCUUGAAGGCGGCGAGCCCCGGCGCGGGGGGCGCGGGGUGUGCGGAUGAGGAUUGCAACAGCAACACCAGCCUCGCCGGCAGCCAGCACUCCGCGCACGACGACCUCGACGCGCACUGCGACAACUCCGGAUACCUGUGGUUCCUCGACUACAAUCCUAUCUUCCGGGACAGCACGUGCCACCACACGUCCGUGCUGUCUUCGUUGUCAGCGUCGUACAAAGGCAUAAGUGAACUUAGCUCCCGGUUCGAGUUCACGUCCCGCUACAACGAUCUCGCGCGGGACCUGGACGCCAACCUCGCUGAGGCGGACAUGGAGAGCUUCAGAACAGAAGAUAUACAUGCCCUCCUCAUGACCGCCAACUUGCCGCAUGACGUCAUCGCAGACGAUAGAACUAACGAUAGUAACCCCCGGGGCGAGAUGUUUGCCAGUAUCUCAACUUCCCUCAUGGAAAGAUUUCGCUUCGACAGUUCUCUUAGUGACAACAGUAGUUUACAGGGCGAAGAGUCCGUCGGUUCUAUCAACACGAUGUCGAUCUGCAAGUCGGAGCUGCUGUUCUCACCGGUAAAGGAGGGGCACGGGGUGCACUUCAGCGUGGAUAGCCUGGACUGCGAGCUGCCGGCGGAGCAGGACCUCAUCCUCACCUGUCAAGCCAACAAGGACAACUACACCAUCGCAUUUGAGGGCAGCGUAACCAUUUACUCCGAGGACAGUGAAUGUGCCGAACCCGCCGUCAAUCAAACACAUGACAAAUUGGGUAAGGAAGAAACUAACAUAGCGAUAGAUAAUGAUGAAAGAACGCGCAGGAAUUUAGAAUUAUUAGAGAGAUGUAAGAAAUUGACAAAUAAGCUUACAACUUCAAUGGCUAAAAGUGAUUUAGGAUUAACUACGUGGAGUAAACUUAAGAAACAAACCAGUCAGUCACCUUUAAGGAGGCACCCCUCAGGCAAUAAUAAUGGAGACUCUAAUGAUACGACUAAUGUAACAAGCGAAAUGAACAAUUCAGUAAUAAAAAGCCAAAGUUUGCCAAAUCUUUAUAGAAGAAAAUUAAUGAAUAGCUCGAUCGCCUCGGUCGCUCUGAGCAAUUCAACGGUCGAUUCCUUCACGGCCAAUCAGAGGCUAACAGGCACAUCCACGUGCAUGAAGGUAUACGAUGUAUCACAAAAUCGAUCCUCACACGGUAGCCAACACUCGGAACCUAUGAGCACAUCUUCUACUGACAAUCAAACUUCCUCAGAUAAAAGCCAACCUAAACAAUCUUUCAAUUUAGUUAAAUUAUUUAUGAAACAGAAAAGCAUCAGUAACGAUGGAAUAGUCACCAUGGACCAGCUCGAUAGAUCCGAAUGUUGGCCGUCGAGCUCUGGUGGUGAAAGUGCUGAGUCGAUGGGGGAACAAAAACUAGAAGAUUUAAGGAUUCGAUCGGCAUCAGAGAGGCCACAAAUCGAUCUACCUAAUGAUGAAGGGGAAACAUCGCUUGUUUAUGAAGAAAUUAAGCCGAUUAAUACUUACAUAAGAACAACGAAAGUAAUUGAGGAGGAAGAAACUGCAGAUGGAGCUAAAUUGAGUGAUAGCGAAUCUAACCUGUAUGCCGUAGUUAAUAAGCCACAUUUUAAACGGGCAAGUCUUAACGUAAAUAGUCCAUCUAAAACAAGACUUACAAAAAAAUCCUACUCUUCUCAAUCCUCUGCCACAAGUGUUAGUAUUUCAAGUUGCUCGGAAUCAGAUGGUACACAAAUCACAAGAAUGGACAAGGUUGUUGAAAAGGAACCCUAUGAUAAUAAAUCAACAUCAACUCAUCUAGAUAGUGACACGAUAGACAAAAGUAUACAAACUUCUCAUAUGCAAGCUUCUAACGUGUCACAAGAUGGAGAAUUGUUUAAAGUUGUGGAACCAUCAUUCCUACAAAAAUUAAAGGAAGGCGAUUGUGAAAAACCUGUUUUCGUCUUGUAUCCUAAUUAUACUUUACCCGAUAUAAGCUUUUUGAACGGUAGGCCGAACAUUUACUUAAACCCAUUAAAAGUAAACGUUUCUCCAAAGUCAACCGACGGUAAGAAAGCCAGAAUACAACUUAAAGGCAAAAGACCAUUUUCGUGUAAUGAUAUGGAAGUACUAAAGAAAAAAGGUCUUGGUCACAUCAAGGAUUGGGAUUCCCUCAACUUUUUAUUACCUGUGGAGUGUAAACAACUGCUCUCCGAAAUGCCGGAACUGGCGCAACACAUAAAAGAGAAAGAAGGUAUGUCGAAAUGUAGUGAUAGGUACUGUAAUGCCUCCCCAUUCUCUAAAGUUAAAAAUAGGCCAUUAAGUUGUGAUUGUAACAAUUUGGCAGGAAACACAACAGCAGUCUCUUCAAGUUCAAGCACAGCCACCCAACCGUCUUCAGGUUACAGAGGAUCAUCCACGAUGUUAACCGAUUCUUCAGCACAAAAUAGCCCAGCCCCGGCGGGAAAUUUCAAUCCAUUGUUUGUAUAUCGAUACGAUUCCGCCACAAGUUCGGAAGCGAGCUGCGCCAAUGCCGAUGGCCAGAGAACAAGCCAUUCAGUUCCAAAGAGGUCGUUCAGCUUAGCCGACCAAACUAGACUGCCGAAACAAUCCGAAUUAGCGCCCCCCAGACCGCCGCUACCGAAAAGCAUAUUACGCAAAUCGAUGGAUAAAACUAGAAAAUCCAGCGCACAAACAAAACGUUACAGCAUGUUCGAGUUGGACGAGUUCAUGCAAGACCCAAUUGUUUGCGCUACUGCUAUAACAGAACAAAAAACGAAGAGGCGGUCUCUUCAGGAGCCUUAUUACUUGCAAAAUCAGGCUCCAGAUUAUAGAAAAAAUAAUGAUCUAGCAGCUAAGCGACUCUCGCAGCAGUUUUUGGAUGCAGCUGAUAAAGAUGCCGAUUACAAUGAGUAUUACCAAGACGAAGGGGUCGGGACAGAAAGCAGCUUGGAGUCGGGGAAAUCUAAUGAAUUAAAAUACUACCGACCUCGUACACCGCCGAUGCCUAAACCGAGGACAAAGAAAAUUGAAUACAUCGAUUUCCCUCCCCCUGGCGCAUUAAUCAGUAGUGCAGAUUUACAGCAGCUAGAAGAAUUUCUGAAAGAAAGCGGUUUUAACUGUCAAAACAUGGACGAAUGGGACCAGAAUCAAGUGCAAAAGGCGAAGAACUUGGCCGAGAUACCUAUUUGUGAGGAAGGAGAAGUGAGCCCUGAUGAAUUUAACAAACCAAUAACUCAUCAGGAAGGAAGGCCAAAAUAUGAUGUUAUUGAUAUAUCACAAAAGAGAGCACUCGUUUCUAAUGUAACGGAUGCCGUUGAAAUGCUGAUCCAACAUUUCUCUCCUGCGACUGAUCAAGCGGAGUUGACUUUUCUGGGAGACUCCAAACACUCCCCGGCCUGCGCUAAAAUAGCUCUGAACGCACUGUGUCCUGCUCUUUAUGCGAUAUUCAGAGACGGACUGAAAGAGAGUAUUGAAACAUCAUUCGGAGCUGUUGAUAAUUCCGUUUGGCAAAUGCUUGAAGCAACAGCAAGGCAAGGUCCAAUUACAAAGUCUCUCAAUGAAUUAAUUUUAAGAAUAAACAGUGAAGACGCCGUAACAGAAGGCCUUGUCAAAUUUAAUGCCUUUAUACUGGGACUUCUCAAUGCACAAACAGUGGACGCUUGGGUGUCUUAUGUCAAAACGAGAGAAUCCAUCUUGGCCAAGCAUUACGGACCAGAUUCCCUCAUGUUAGCGGGCUGCAUCGGGGAACCGCGGUGCAAAGCGCUGUUGGACACGCUACUGGCGAGCCUGGAACCCUUGAAACUGCUGCCAUUCUCACUAGACCUCAUGUUCGAAAUGAGAGAACUUCACAGAAGCUUCAAGAGGAUCGAAAGCGACAUGCGCGCCGCUAGCAGACCGAGCGCAAUUAACACUCCACCACUAACACUGAAUCAGAGGAAUCUGCUCAAGCUGGUGCGGUCGAUGCAAUCGAGCGGGCUGUCGAGCGACGACUGUCUCACCAGCGUCAUAAUGCGGCACAAAGAGCCCAAAAACAAGGAGCCGUCCACGCCUGACUUGCUCGACGACUCGGCCAACGUCAAGACCACUAUAGAGAGACACCGGCCCCGGUCGUGCGUGAACCCGAGCCCGGUGGGCCACGAUGUCUGUCCCAACAACAGCCGCAUUGAGCUGGAGGCCAACCGACGCUGGUCGGGCGUGCAGCUUGGCUCAAAGCUGAUGCAGGCCUUCGACCGCCUUGUCUUUGAUGACAGUGAUGAUUACACAGAUAGCUUAGAGAAUAACAAGCCCGCCGCCAAAGCUGGUACCGACCUAAAGCUGGAGUGCAGCGGCGAAGAGUGGCGGCCGGGGUCCGCAGGCAGCUGCGCCAGCGGCAACACCGGCGCAGGCAGCAACACCGGCGGCAAGUUCCGCAGGCUGCAGCUCAAGUGGGAGAUGCUCAGCAACGCGGAGAGCCCCGGCACGCCUUCAGGAGAGACAUCACCAGCGGCUGCGCGGGGCUCCAAGAUUCCACGGCCUGUGUCAUCGCCGGUGAGACCCGCUGCACCGCUCUCCAUGUUGCCCUCGCCCGCCAAGAACGCGCAAAGAGGUAUCCCAGUACCUGUUCGUAAGAGUACGUCACCUACAACAGCAAACCAACGCACCAUUCCCAGAGGAACGCCCAAUGCGAAGAAACCGCCGCAGCCGGCUAAUCGAGCGCCACAGGAGAAGCCGGCGAGAAGAUCCCUUGGGAACAAACCGGCGACAAACAAACUACAUACCAAGGAUGCUGUUGCUAAAAACACGUCCAAUGCUAAGAAAUUUCCGACGUCGCGAGUGGACAGCGCGGGAUGGAGCGCGGGCGCGGCGCCGCGGCCCUCGUCUCUGCCAUACGGGCGCGCCCCGCCCCCCGCCGCACCGCGCCGCGCCGCCUCCUCCUCCGCCGCGCGCGCACACUCCGCGCCCGUCAAACACAAGUACGUGAGAACGCUGUGGCACCGGCUGCCGUCGGACUCGGGCCACCUGGCGUUCAAGGAGGGCGAGAGGCUGCGGCUGGUGCUGGAGGUGGACGACCAGUAUCUGCUGUGCUGUCGCGGCGAGCACAAGGGUCUCGUGCCGCGCGACGCCGUGCUGCCCGACGACUUCUGAUACCGGCAGCCCUAGCGUCAGUGGCGCCCUCUGCACCUUUCCCCCGACGCGCCCACGCAGUAGACUGCACUCCGCUGUAAGUGGGAAAUAAUUGGGAAAACAUUAUGAAGUGCGCGGUGACGUGUGACUUGAUUGUGAAGAAUGAUGUGCAAUAUAACGGAACUUCAUUUAGGGUUGUCAACUGAUGUGAUACGAACAACUGCUGGUCAAUGGUGUUGUAAAUAAUCUGUUUUUAGUUUUUCCGCACUUUUACUAUGUUUUUUUUCCUUUUCAUUUCAAUGUUACCCAAUUUAUUGUUGUACAUUCACAUUUACUGCUUUCAUCUUUUGACUUCUGUGUAUCGUGGCGAAUCUAAUGAGCUCGGGAAAUUGACAUUAUUUUGUAUGUAUUUUAUUUUUUAAUUGGAACUUAUCAGUAUUUUAUGUGUAACGAUAUUUGAACUUGAUUCAUAGAAGUCUUAGAUAACAGAACGAGAUCACAGAAAUAUAAUCUCACAUCUAUUUCUUUAGUAAAAUCUAGUCUUACGUUUUAAGGCAUGACUCUUUGUCUUGGGACUGUAUAUAAAUUGUUAUAAGGGAAACACAGAUUGUGGGAAUAUUUACUGAGAACGAUGUCGUUAAAAUCGUUAACGGUAAAUAUUUUAUGCAAUUGGACGUGAUACGUAUAGAUAAAUUAUUUAAUUUAAGGACACAAAUCUCUUUUACUUAUAUUAUACAAAUAUAUCAUCGCCGCUGAGGGAAAGACGUCUUAAUUUGUUUUUUAGAUAAAUUUAAAGGGAAUUGAAGCGUAGGUAGGUUAUACCGAAGUUUGUAAGAUAGAGUUUUAGUACGUGUCGAUGUUUAACCAGUGUCUAAACGUGUAUAAUAUCAUACCAAAAUUACCAACAUUAGAACUUUUAUGUAGUAUGCUUCGAUGGUCAUAAUCUUGGUCACUAAAUAAGUCGUUUAGUGGUAAAUUUUUUAACAUAGACUGGUGUAUAUCGAAAGGGGCUAUUAUUAAAAGAGUUUUAAAGACUUUGAAGACCGUAUCGCUCCUCGCAGCCUUUAAAACCGAUGCCGCAAGCUUUUAACGUAUCUUGUGUAACUAACGGCAUGCCUCCUCUCCCCUUCACCUCUCCUCAUUCGGUUUGUGGUAACUAUUCUUUGAUUUAGUCCCCAAACGACCGUCGGAUGUGGGUAGCUUAAUGCCUAAACAAGUCUAACUGCAUGGCCUUUACCCUCAGUCACUCCUCUAGCUCUACCAUACGACGGAACAUUGUAAAGCGUCUAGGUGCUGGUGCAUGACUCUCUGUACUCACUAACUGCAUGCGCCCAUCCGAAUCACACAUCCUUAGCCCAGCACAGAAUAGAACAUCCAUAUUGUAACUGUUUUUUUUUAUUUAUUCAUUCUUUUAAUUGACUUAUAGAGCGCCUUCUAAAGCUCAUCGCUAAGUACACGAAAUAUUGUGAUAUCUUACCAUAUCACUGCUUCAGGCAGUUCGGGAAAAUAAUAUUUUUGGUAUGUAUUUGUAUUGCUCAAAACAAAGAACGACACUAGACGAUAUUAUUCAAGACAAAAAAAUACUCGUAAUAUAAUCUCUAUUAUACUCGUGUACUCGUAUCGAUGAUAAAUAUUAUUAAAGUAAUUUUGUAAAUACAUAUUCUAUGAGAAUUUAUAAAUUGUUAUUCGAAAAACUUAAGGUCAAAAUUAUAACGUAACCUUUUUUGAAAUGCACGAAACAGUUCCUCUCGUAGUCUCGUCGUGCUGUCGAGUCACAAUAUUGGCGACAACGUAGAAUACUCUUAGAGAAGAGAAGUUAAUAGUUUAGACAAGGCGGCUUUCUCGAGGCGGUGUCGUGCCGUCUGCGGCAAUGGAAACGAUCUGCAAGUUUGUAGGCGAAAGUCCGGCGCGAGUCGACGCCACAGGGCUGUUGAAGGUCAUUCAUACAUUAUGAUCGAGUUUGUAAAUUUCAUUAUAUCGUGUCUAGUAAUUAAAUCGCGCUUUGUGACUGAAUGAUGUGAUGUGGCCUUUUUGUAUGUUAUACAGUUACGAAUAAUGUUAGGUGUGUGUGUGCGCUUGUUGCAUCAGUCCGAGUAUCCAUUGUAUCGUAUUCAUGCAUCGGGAAUGCUUCCACAGGUAAUGUUAUAGUAGGUAUUUAAAAAAAAUAUCCCAGAUAAUCGAUUAGGUGUUAGUCAAAUAAACAUGCUUUAAUAACAUAUAACCUGGAAGUGGGGAUACAAUUCGAACCGCUUCGGUCGCUUGAAACUUAAUCGCUUGGGAGAUUAGGGUUUAUUCACAUGGCCGUUAAAGCUUACGUUAAAACUGAUGUCUAUAUGAAAAGUCACCAAGGGUCUAAUUAAAAACGAAGCACACGCAAAAUGCUCUGGGCCUUGUAAACUCUUGCUAAACAAGUACAUUUUAAAAUCAAGAUCUAUAAAUUGAUAAUUUCUCAUUUUAAAAAAUAAACACAAAAUAUUAAUUUUGUCAAACAAGAUAAAAUAAACGUUUACUUUCUGCUGUUUUUGUCACUUAACUUUUUUUACCCUCUUUGGCGCUGCCGAGUAGGGUUGUAUUUUUAGUGGUUCCUUGAGUAUUUGAAGUGUAUAGUGCCA
This is a messenger RNA of Papilio xuthus (Asian swallowtail), 8157 nucleotides long. RefSeq lists its product as uncharacterized. Lineage: Eukaryota; Metazoa; Arthropoda; Insecta; Lepidoptera; Papilionidae. Bases 311 to 5566 code for a protein of 1751 amino acids. The transcript has 19 exons. The record is from RefSeq and is a predicted model, not a curated record. Gene Ontology annotation, molecular function: protein binding. Gene Ontology annotation, cellular component: cytoplasmic vesicle.